This is a messenger RNA of Babjeviella inositovora NRRL Y-12698, 2580 nucleotides long. Its product is annotated as sorting nexin 1. The coding region runs from base 391 to 2259 and encodes 622 amino acids. Gene Ontology annotation, biological process: protein retention in Golgi apparatus; retrograde transport, endosome to Golgi. The transcript has a single exon. Gene Ontology annotation, molecular function: phosphatidylinositol binding. The record is from RefSeq and is a predicted model, not a curated record. Gene Ontology annotation, cellular component: endosome. NCBI's taxonomy places the organism in Eukaryota, Fungi, Ascomycota, Pichiomycetes, Serinales.
AACCCUACGGUUUCAAUUUACCCUCAGGUUUAUCCGUUUGUAACCAGUGCCCCUCUGAUAAAAACUGAGUCAAAACAUGUGAUUAUUCAUUGAGCUUCCAAUUUACCUGUUAACCAUGUACCCACACUAACCCAAUUUAAUCUCCCUCAAACGCCCACACAAUAACUAUAAGCUCUCUUUGUCGUGCCAAGGCUUGCCCCACCGAAAUAGCCAAACCCUCCUGCAUUCACCAAGCCUUUGCAGUUACUGAUAUACACACGACAUGACCUGGCGAUAACUGCGGCCCUUUCGACCCUGACGCCCCAGACGUAUCAAUAAUCUUAUAUACCACACUUGCACUGCUACUUAUUAAACCUCCAGACAAUCCAAUCCAGUCAUUACCCACUUAUAAUGGCCGAUGACGAUAUUUCUGGCUCUAUGUGGGGUGAUGCGCCCCGCAAAACAAUCGUGGAUGUUCCGGUGGCGGCUAAUCCGUUUGCCGAGGACGACAUCUUUGCGCGCCCCGACCCUCCAGCAGAGCAAUCCACGUAUGCUCCGUUUGACGAGCCCCUUUCUGGGGAAUUUGGCGACAUGAACAUUAUCGGAAAGGAGGAAAAUGACGAUGAAGAAGAAGAAGCGGUUGCCAUCCCUCAGAAACCUGUUCAGGGCACCUCACACCUCAUCUCAGAAUUGGCCGGUGAGGAAGUGGGAAUCACUAUGAACACCCCCAGUGGCAGCUUGUUUGGCGAUAAAAACCCGUUGCUCUCUGCAGAUGAAGACACGGAUGACACCGCACGCGCGCCGGUCAAGAAGGUUGCGCGCGGUGUCGCGUCAAUGUACAAGGCGCGCGGUAGAAACAGAAGAGAACCUAAGCCACUGGCGAAUACCAAUCCUUUGGGGCCGCUUGGACCAGAGACAGACACUACCGCGGAAGAAAACAGCACCAACAUAUCCGCAGCCGAGUUGCUAACCGCGGCCGCAGAUGGUCCGUUAUUCCACAUUAAGAAACCCGAGCCCGAGGCGCCGGCUGAACCUAUUGUCCAGGAGAUUCAAUCCGCGCCCAAGGCUAUUGAGGCGGAAGCUCCCGUGGCGUUGGAAAUCUCGGUGGGCGAUCCUGUCAAAAUUGGCGAGUUGACCUCCGCGCACAUUGUCUACACUAUCACAUCCAAAAGCGCGCUCCUCAGUGACGGCACGGCCAAGGUGACACGCCGCUACAAGGACUUCCGCUGGAUCUACCACCAGCUUCAGAACAACCACCCUGGCUUCAUCGUGCCGCCGCCGCCAAGCAAACAGGCGGUUGGCCGCUUCAAUGAGGAGUUCGUGGAGAGUCGACGCAUGGCAUUAGAGACGAUGCUUCAGAAGAUUGCGCGCAAUGCAAUGUUCCAGAAAGACCCGGACUUGUUGAUGUUUUUGGCCAGCGAGAACUUCGGCCCGGACGCCAAGGCGCGUGAGCUUGCCACCGGAUCUGCUGCAUCCACGAUCGACGAGGAAGACGACGAGGGGUCUAGUAGUUCUUCUGGCUUCAUGAACUCAUUCAGCAAAACGCUUGGUUUGUCUACUGGCCCGAAGUACGUCGAGGAGGACGAGUGGUUUGUGGAAAAGCGCACAUAUAUUGAGCUGCUCGAGAUCAACUUGGGGAAUAUCUACAAGAACUUGGAGCUUGUGGUGCAGCAGCGCACGGAGCUUGCGACGAUGACGGCAGAGUUCCUGACCAUGAUGGAUGAGCUUGCGGCGUUAGAUGCCAGCGGGGAUAUUUUCCAGGAGUCGUCCAUUUCGUUGUUGAUGGGGUUCGGCAGCACCCAAAGUAAGUUGAAGGACUUGGUGGCGCGCUCUCUGUUGCAGGAUAUGUUGACCUUGGGCAGUACGAUCGACGAAUAUUUGCGAAUUGUGGGUUCUGUCAAGCACUGCUUUAGCCAGCGCGUGAGGCUCAAGACGGCGCUUCUCACCCAGGAGGCCGAAUUGACGAAACUCCAAAAGUUGGCUGCUAAAACUAACGUGACGAUUUCCACCACGGCUAAUAACGUCGCGCAAAAGCUGAAACUUGCGCUCGUGAAGGAGCAAAUUACCAAACAGGAAAGCAAGACUCAGGGCUUGGAGAAAAAGUUUAAACAAAUCACCGUGGAUAUCAAGAACCAGCUAGGGCAGUUUGAGACCAACAAGAUCAACGACUUCAGAAAUGCCGUUGAGACGUUCUUGGAGAGCAACAUUGAGUUGCAGAAGGAGAGCAUCGAGCUGUGGGAGACGUUCUACGAGCGUCACCACUUGUCGGAGAUCAAAUAGGGAGAAAGCUGGUUUGACUGUCGUUUUUCUAUCUCGUGGUAUUAGCCGUUGGAGACUGCCUUGUGUUUGAACAGCUCUCCAUACCCAUCAUUUCAUUGAAUUUUAUCCACAGUACCCUCUGUAGCACCUUUUACCCACCAUUAAUAUUUCAUAGAUUUUUAUCAUUUGGAUAAGCCCUCGGAUCUAAGUAGCAACACAGAUAUCUUGGAAGGAUGAAGCCGUAGAACUUUGCCGGAGGCUAUCGCGACUUGCGAUAUAGCAGAUUUCGAUUGAUGUACUUCAGGACUAAAGUUCCAUUUUAUUAAUAACCAAAACAUUUAG